CAGCCAAUCGGGUGACAGUAUUGACUGACAGUAGGAAUCUAUGGCUGCGAGCGUGAAUUCACCGGACGCGUUUGAAUAUCGUUGAAUUUAAACAAUGAUUUCUGGAUCAUCGCUGAUCAUUUUAUUUGCAGCUUUCUGCUUUGGUUUAUGUGAUGACGGCCAUGAAAUGGAAGAGUUUUUAAAGAGAGAGUAUUCACUGUCAAAGCCUUACCAGGGUGUGGGCGUCUCGGGUUCGUCUCACUGGGAACUGAUGGGAGACGCUCUGGUCACCACAGAUCAUGUGCGUCUCACUCCAGACCAGCAGAGCAAACAGGGAGCCAUAUGGAGCCGAAUACCAUGUCAUCUGAGGGAUUGGGAACUACAGGUUCAUUUUAAGAUUCACGGUCAAGGAAGGAAGAAUCUGAACGGUGACGGUCUGGCCGUGUGGUACACAAAGGAGCGCAUGCAGAAAGGUCCGGUGUUUGGAAACAGGGAUUUCUUCACUGGACUCGGUGUGUUUGUGGACACAUACCCCAAUGAGGAGAAACUUCUGGAGGCUCAGAGGAAGCGAUACACGCCACGCACUCAGCGGAUCUUCCCGUACGUGUUGGCCAUGGUGGGUAACGGCACCAUCAGCUACGAUCACGAUCGGGACGGGCGACCCACAGAACUGGGCGGCUGCAACGCCAUGGUGCGCAACCUGAAACACGACAGCUUCAUCUUCAUCAGAUACGUGCGCCGCAGGCUCACGAUCAUGCUGGAUAUCGACGGACAGCACGAGUGGAGAGACUGUCUGGACGUUCCCGGCGUUCGUCUGCCGCAGGGCUUCUACUUUGGAGCGUCAGCCGUCACUGGAGAUCUGUCAGAUAAUCAUGACCUGAUCUCCAUGAAGCUCUACCAGCUGACCGUCCUGCGCAGCAAACAGGAGGAUGAGGAGCAGGAGGAGAUCCUGGUUCCCAGUGUGGACAACAUGGACUUGCUGAGACCGUACACAGACGUGGAGGGCAUGAGCAGCAUCAGCAUCUUCUUCUGCGUCCUCUUCUCCAUGCUGGGUGUGUUUCUGCUGGCGGUGGUCGGACUCGUGCUGUACGGACACUGGAGCGAGAGUCGCCGCAAACGCUUCUACUGACACACUUCCUGUCUGAAUGUGAAUAACGUGAAGUGCUGGAGCAGCGAGCGUGUGAACGGGACGCUUUGAACUCUCGAUCUGUCGUCCAGAUUCAGCGCAGCAGCUGAUGAUGAUGAAGACCGUACAGCGUCAGGUGUCUCACGAGUCUCAGAUGUGAAUGUCUUUCUCAACCACCUCUGCUUCUGUAUUGCUGCACAGCCAGUGCUGUAUUUAUAUGUUUUAUAUUAUUAAUUUAUUUAUUGUACAGAAUGUCUAACAUCUUGUCAUCUGUCUAGAUUCAAAUGGGAAAUCUGAAGAGCCCAUGGGAUCAGAAUUAAAGUUUUGUUGUCCAUCUUA
This is a messenger RNA of Ctenopharyngodon idella (grass carp), 1444 nucleotides long. RefSeq names its product lectin, mannose-binding 2-like a (gene lman2la). The record is from RefSeq and is a predicted model, not a curated record. NCBI's taxonomy places the organism in Eukaryota, Metazoa, Chordata, Actinopteri, Cypriniformes, Xenocyprididae. The coding region runs from base 95 to 1108 and encodes 337 amino acids. Gene Ontology annotation, biological process: endoplasmic reticulum organization; Golgi organization; endoplasmic reticulum to Golgi vesicle-mediated transport. The transcript is spliced from 9 exons. Gene Ontology annotation, molecular function: D-mannose binding. Gene Ontology annotation, cellular component: endoplasmic reticulum membrane; endoplasmic reticulum-Golgi intermediate compartment; COPII-coated ER to Golgi transport vesicle.